Molecule: messenger RNA, 399 nt
Organism: Seminavis robusta
Lineage: Eukaryota; Bacillariophyta; Bacillariophyceae; Naviculales; Naviculaceae
Source: the annotation of a GenBank genome assembly
AUGACCCCUAAGAAACGAGGCACCCCUGAAGCAGGAUUGUCUUCUGCCAAGCGUCGUACUCCACAAUCUGCUUCUACAGUGGAGUCCAGCGGUGUUGGUGGUCAAAAGGACCCAUGCGUCCCUUUUGGUGUUUUCACUCAAGAGGAUGCCGACAAUCUGCCUCCUGUCCUGCGUAAGAGCAACAAGAGUUUCAAGGCGAAGACUGAGACUCUCUUCUGUGAACAGCCCAGUCAGGCAAGCACCAAAUGUAGCAAGAGCAACGAUGGAUCUAGUGAUGACAGCAGUGACAGUAUGAUUGAGCUUCCUACUGACAGUGCACCUGCCAUGUCGUCCAUUUCCGAGGACACUGCCAAAUGCCAACGACGCAUGGAGCGUGAGGCCAUCUUUGCAGCUGGAUGA